Schistocerca cancellata (South American locust) is the source of this 2845-nucleotide messenger RNA. RefSeq names its product guanylate cyclase soluble subunit beta-1 (gene Gycbeta100B). Gene Ontology annotation, biological process: response to oxygen levels; cGMP biosynthetic process. Gene Ontology annotation, molecular function: heme binding; guanylate cyclase activity. The transcript has 14 exons. The coding region runs from base 84 to 1901 and encodes 605 amino acids. The record is from RefSeq and is a predicted model, not a curated record. NCBI's taxonomy places the organism in Eukaryota, Metazoa, Arthropoda, Insecta, Orthoptera, Acrididae. Gene Ontology annotation, cellular component: guanylate cyclase complex, soluble.
CGCUCAGUCGCCCCUUACCGGCCGCAGGGAGGCAACCCGCAGCGCAAACCACUGUCCUGCUGUGCUACGUAACAUCGCUCGACAUGUAUGGUUUCGUGAACUACGCUCUGGAACUGCUGGUACUGAAAACGUUUGGCGAGGAAACAUGGGAAAAAAUAAAGAAAAAUGCCGACGUGGUGAUGGACGGCCAGUUUCUGGUUAGACAGAUCUACGAAGACGAGGUGACCUACAACCUCAUCGGCGCCGCUGUUGAAGUACUGAAGAUUCCUGCUAACACAAUACUGGAACUCUUCGGGAAGAUGUUUUUCGAGUUUUGCCAGGAUUCCGGGUACGACAAAAUCCUGCAAGUUCUUGGAGCCACUCCUCGAGAUUUCCUACAGAACCUGGACGCGCUGCACGACCACCUGGGCACGCUGUACCCGGGCAUGAGGGCGCCGUCGUUCCGCUGCACGGAGCGGCCCGAGGACGGCGCGCUCGUGCUGCACUACUACUCCGACCGGCCGGGGCUCGAGUACAUCGUCAUCGGCAUCGUCAAGACGGUGGCCAGCAAACUACACGGCACCGAGGUGGAUGUGCAGAUUCUUCGUACCAAGGAAGAAUGCGACCACGUGCAGUUCCUCAUCACAGAGCAGUCCGGACCGGGCAAAGUGGCUGCCCCAGAGGUGCACGAGGAUGACACGCUGUCACUUGAUCCCAAGGUGUCUCCGGCGACGUUCAGCCGCGUGUUCCCCUUCCACCUGAUGUUUGACCGCGAGCUCCGCAUCGUGCAGACCGGCGCCACCAUCGCCCGCGUCAUGCCCAGGACUCGAAGGACGGACUGCAAAGUCACGGACAUCCUCGACACGGUCAGGCCUCACCUUGAGCUGACGUUCGAGAACAUACUGUCCCACAUCAAUACGGUGUACGUGCUCAAGACGCGACCUGGCGUGAUGCAAGUCGACCAGCACGCCGUCGCUCCAGAGUAUUCUCACCUGCGGCUGAAGGGGCAGAUGGUGUACAUCCCAGAAACAGAUCUGGUUAUUUUCUUAUGUUAUCCGAGUGUAAUGAAUCUGGAUGAUUUAAUAAGGCGCGGGCUCUUCAUCAGCGACCUGCCCCUGCACGACGCCACCCGCGACCUGGUGCUCAUGUCCGAGCAGUUCGAGGCGGACUACAAGCUGACGCGGAACCUCGAGAUCCUCACCGACAAGCUGCAGCACACCUACCGCGAGCUGGAGGCCGAGAAGCAGAAGACGGACAGGCUGCUGUACUCGGUGCUGCCGCCCAGCGUGGCCAACGAGCUGCGCCACCGGCGGCCGGUGCCGGCUCGCCGCUACGACUGCGUCACGCUGCUCUUCUCGGGCAUCGUCGGCUUCAGCGACUACUGCGCCGCCAACACGGACGCCCGCGGCGCCAUGAAGAUCGUCUGCAUGCUCAACCAGCUCUACACCGCCUUCGACGUGCUCACCGACCCCAAGAGGAACCCCAACGUCUACAAGGUGGAGACGGUGGGCGACAAGUACAUGGCGGUCAGCGGGCUGCCCGAGCCGUGCGAGACGCACGCCCGCUGCAUAGCGCGCCUCGCGCUCGACAUGAUGGACCUCAGCCAGGAGGUGCGCGUCGACGGGCAGCCCGUGCAAAUCACGAUCGGCAUCCACUCUGGGGAGGUGGUGACUGGCGUGAUCGGGCACCGCAUGCCGCGCUACUGCCUCUUCGGCAACACCGUCAACCUGACCAGCCGCACCGAGACCACGGGCCAGCCCGGCCGCAUCAACGUCUCAGAAGAUGCCUACAGGUACCUCAGCGAGGGCUGCAACGCCGAUCCACAGUUCCACUUGGAGUAUCGAGGUCCUGUUACAAUGAAGGGCAAGUCGGAACCCAUGAAAGUCUGGUUCCUCUCACGUAGCAAGGAAGUCAUUGUUUAGUAGUAUAAUUCGCUGGUUUAAGACCUGUUACCACCUUUAGAAACUCCAAGGCUGGCGUGAAACAAGUUGUUCCUCACCUCAAACUACCUUGUUUACACUCAUGAUUUUGGUAUAUUUGCUAUAAUUACUUAUUUUGCAGAUUAUAUCACAUUUCUAAAACAAAGGUUGUGGUUCCGAUGCAUUAAAAAUAUGUAUCGCUGACUUCUCUUCAUCUACAUUGACCUUGUAAAGGUGGGAAAGUACAAUCGCAAGACUUAGUGUUGAUUUUCCGGACAGGAAAACUUAUUAAAUAACGUUAAAACGUUGUAGCUUAAAUUUAAAUAAUUUGCAAAGCUUGCUAAUUUCAAAAUGUACAAGGAAACGCUCGUUGUGUAAUCACUGUUGCCAGUCUCAAGCACCAAUUCAAAAUGAGUAAAGCAGUAUGGCACACAUAUGUCGUCGUGAGAGGAUUGUUUUAAAUGUAAAGAUUUGACGCCUGUUGAUUGAGUAAUAUGCAGCAGGAGAGUCUACAUUUUUCCUACCAAUGCCUGCAUCAUGCGGCUGUAUAAGAGACUACAACCGAUACAUCAAUAGGUGGAAAUAGACCUGUCAUCGACUAAGUACUGCUAUCUAAAUAGUUACUCUAAGCUGAAUGUAAUUUAUAAUCUCGCACAAUAACAGAGAGUCGCUUUCCAUCUCAAAAACGUUUCACAGUUGCAGUAUCUCUCUACAUUUGAAUAAGGACCAAUAAUAUUCUGAGAGUUAUGUUAUCAGAAACUUAUAAUCCAAUAGAAAAGUAAAUCUUACUGCUGAUGUACUGUUGUUCAAUAUGUGUUCGUUGUUGACAAAAUUAUGUUCCCUGUAUAUAAGAAAUAAUUUGUACACUAGUCUUGUCAACGAUUAUUUACAUAAUUUUGACUUAAUGUAACGUGAAUAAAUAUUGAUUAGUAUGAAGUUUCUUGACU